Molecule: messenger RNA, 594 nt
Organism: Trichoderma virens Gv29-8
Lineage: Eukaryota; Fungi; Ascomycota; Sordariomycetes; Hypocreales; Hypocreaceae
Exons: 1
Coding region: 1-594 (197 amino acids)
Biological process (GO): cell redox homeostasis; cellular response to oxidative stress
Cellular component (GO): cytoplasm
Molecular function (GO): thioredoxin peroxidase activity
Source: RefSeq, a predicted model, not a curated record
AUGCCUGAAGCCGUCAAGGCUGUCGUCUUCGAGGCCAAGACCAACGUCGAGAAAGAAUUUGAUGUUAAAGGCACAAUCCAACCCGGAGAGAAACUGCCCGACUUCAUCCUCUCCGAUGCUCGUGGCAAGCCGGUCAGCAGCAUCGACCUCCUAGCCAAGGGCCCUCUUCUCAUUCUCUUUUACCGCGGCGGCUGGUGCCCUUUCUGCAACCUCACUUUGAGGGCCUUUCAAAAGCGCCUGCAGGAUUUCCAGGCUCGCGGUGUCACACUGGUUGCGAUUACGCCAGAGCAGCCUGAUGCAUCGCUCACCACUGCUGAGAAGAACGAGCUCGCGUUUCCGGUGCUGACUGACGAUGGGCUCGAGCUUGCGCGAAAGUUACACAUUGUCUGGAAGCAGCCGGAAGACCUGGUGGCUACUUUGAACCAGAUUGGUGCGGAUCUGGAGAAGCGUCAUGGCAACGACUCGCCCGAGAUGGUUAUUCCCACGACACUGCUGGUUGACGAGAAGGGCGUGGUGAAGAACAUUUUCGCAGAGGCGGAUUGGAUGCAGAGACUCGAGCCCCAAGAGGCUGUCAACUGGGUGAAUGCGUUGUAG